CCUUCCUUGUCAUUAAUAGUUUGGACACGCCCACUUGGUUCAGCCUUACAUUACAACAUUCAACGAAGUGAAGCCGUUUUUGUGUUUUGUCUUUGCAAAGCUUCCAAGAUAUAAGAUGCCGAAGAGAUAAGAAAAAGAAUGUUUGAUCGGUUAUCAAGUAGCAAUAGGAAGACCAGUUUAUUUGCGAAAGCGCAAGUUAGAUUUAUUUUGAGAUCGUUUACAAAAACGCUCUUCGCCGGAAGUUGAUUAUCGUAGUUGACAAAAUAUGGCGGAAGACGAAGAAGCAGCGUCGCCAAGUGAACCAUCCUCCCCAGUGAAGAAAGAAUCGCUUCUGCAGCGAAUGCUCAACUCUAUAGUCGAGGAGAGGAAUAGAGUUCAUCCUACGAUCGGGGACGAUGAUUCUGGCUUCGAACUGGUCAAUGUCAGUGACUUUUGGACCAAGCUGUUCUCCCAGUACUUCUUAGAUGGCAGCACGUCACCGGAUGAAAGUCGAGAUGACAUGCUGUUUUAUGUGAGAAGAAAUAAACUUGGUGCCAAAGGGAAACCUGCUUCUUUACAAGCAGAAAUAGAAGUCUACCGUCGUGACUCAAAGAAGCUUCCGUCUCUUGAUGAUAGAACAGUUGACUGGGAAGAGACUGUCUAUCUCAACAUUAUUUUACAUCAGUUUGUGUACAGGGUCACAUGUGCUGUGUGUACCAGGACUGAUGAGAAGAACCUGCAGAUACUCAGGAAGUUCACACAGCGCGUCUACCCUUCUCCGAGUCGGCGUAGAAUGGAUAGUAAGGGAACAGAAGAAGAAAUCACAUAUCCAAAUAUAUUCUUUACAGUCGAUAAUUUUGAAGAGGCCUUUCAAGACAUCAUUAUUCGGGACAGUGAGAACAUAGCUGUGGAGUUGCUGGCAACAGACAAGGACGGGUCCUUCCAGGGACUUAUAUUCCAGGGCUCUGUCAAAUACGAGUCACUCAAGAGAGUGUACGAUGCACGGAUAAGUUUGACGUCAAAGAUGGUCCAGCGAAUGUCAUUAGGAUGGUUCAAAGGUCACAAGCGUGUGGAGUACAUGCGCAUGAGGGGUCCACAGGGCAAAGGUCACGCCGAGAUGGCCGUGAGUCGGGUCAAGGGUUCAGGACCAGAAACACCAGACAUGGAAAACUUUCCUGUAGAUGAUUUUGAUGAUCAGCAAAACCAGUAUGCACAGAGGAGAAUGAGUGAUCCCAGCUCAGGGUUCAGUUCGCUGAUGCGCGGCGGGUUUCGACGAGCAGUUGGGAUGAAGAAGUCGCAAUCAGAAACAGAAAAUGUAGAAACCAUCGCUGACGAUGGAUGCCAUGAAGUGGAGGCAGGCACACUACAAGAGGAGUUAAACACCAACUUGGAUCAGUACAAUGGUUUCUGGGGCAAGUCCUUUGGUCAGGCAUGGCACUGGUUCAAGGAACAGAAGCGAGCUAGUAGUGUGGCCCUCAACGCUUACCUUACAUACAUCACCCUACCAUGGCAUAGAAUCAUCGCAGACAUGAUUGACGCCCGUCAUCAGCCAGCUCUAACACACUGAUGUCCCACUCUUCAGUGAUGGAGGCUCCCUCUGGUGCUCGAAUCCAGCAUUUAGGCUUGCAGGGUUAUUUCCCUUAGAAACUCCACAUCUGAGUCACACACACAUCCACAGCUAUAGAUGUAGAACCAGUAUAUAUCAAAUGUGUUUUACUGGAACAUGUGUUCAGUUCAGUUGUUUCAAAGUAUGUUUUUUUUAAUGAAAUUGAAAACAUGCAAGGUUUACCUGUUAUGUACCACAUUCCAGAAUGAUUAUUUUGUUCAAUUAAAACCUAUCUUCAGUGUGUGCUUACAAAAUGGCAUCCUAGAAAUAGGUACCAAGUUUACCAAUAUUUAAGGUGUUUUAUUGGGCUAGAAUCAGUUAUUAUUUUACAAUGCUGGUUAAUGAGUCCUGCUGUAAUUUGAUCAUGUUGAUAUGUUCAUAAAAACUAAAAAAAAUGUAUAAAUACCAAAAAUGAACACCAAUUAUGUUUGGCAUCUUGUUUUUUUAUUCCUGAUAAAACCAAAACUAGUAGAAACCUUGUUAAUAUUCUUCUUCUUUUUUCAGACUUGUUUCUUUUAAAUAAGCAGUACAUCUAUCCUUGUUUAAGAAAAAAGCAGCCAAAUGUGGCUGUUUACAUCUGAAAGACCAACCUGUAACCAUGGUAACCACUAUGAAACAAAGAAAAUAGCAUUCCUAGAUGUUUAAACCAUAAACAACUCAGGAAGAGAUUUUUUUUGGAUAUGUUCCAUAUUUGUCAACAAUGUUUGCAUUUUGCAAAUUCUAGUCUUGAAUUAUACAUUUAGCUGUAAUAGUCGUAGAAUUUGGCUACUUUUGUAAUUGUUAUGUAGUGUAAACGACACACUACGUGGUUAAGAAGGACCAAUGUCUGGUAUAGGUGAUGGAAGCAUCAAACCCAACUCACUCAGUCACUCUUAGUUUGAUUGUCCAUUGCUGGUCUAUGGGAGGGGCGACAUUGGUACAAUGUGUGAAGCCUAUUUCUGGUGUCCCCCGUCGAGAUAUUGAAGGAAUAUUGCUAAAAGCGGCGUAAAACCAUACUCACUCACUUACUCACUCACUAUGAGAUGGGUGGUCAGUCAGGUUUCAAGGCUUACUUAAGGAUGGUGGUGUGGCCUAGUGGUUAAAGUGUUCGCUCAUCACACCGAAGGCCUGGUUUCGGUCUCACUUGGGUACAAUGUGUGAAGCCUACUUCUGUUGUGAUGUUGGAAUAUUAUAAUAUUAUAAUAUAAAAGGUGUAAUACCAAAUCACUCACUCAUGGCUUUUUAUGUCAAAGACACCAAAGGUAAUGUAUGUAUGACUUUAUUGUGACAGGGCAGGGUGUCAUAUGUUCUGGUGAAGACGUUCCGACAAUAUAACACGACAGUCGACUAACUGAUUCAUCCCACACCACACUGCCACAUGAGCAUCAUGCAAUGAAAUGUUUAUUUAUAGUUGUAUGGGGUUGUGAUUCACUUCAAAAAACAUUCAUCGUCACUUUCAGCAAAAUGACUGAUAAUCAGUUUAUCAGUUUCAAGUGUUCAUGCCUCAUCAGUAAAAUCAUCACACAAAAAACAUCAACUGGAUCCUGCUUAUGUACAUUUUUGCUACAAACAGAUUGAUCUCACAGUAGCCCAGUGCUAUCAUGGAUCUCAGAUUUGACUCAAUAAAAUCAAUAAGUUGCCCCUCAAUUGUGUAACAUUGUGUCAUCACUUCUUUAAAACUAGGAACCAAAAAGAUAAUGAUAUUUAGCAGUAAAAUAUCCUUACUCAUUGUGAACACAAGUAUUGAAUAUCAUUCCUCCUAAUACAAAACCUAAACCCAUAAUAAAUAAAUGUUAUAUAAUAUUUUUCAAGGUCGCAACAUGGGAGCAAUGUUUGAAGCCCAUUUCUGGUGUCUCCUGCCGUGAUAUUGCUUGAAUAUUGCCCAAAGCGGCGUGCAACCAUACUUAUUCAAAAUCCCUUCUCAGACUAUCUAAGUCUGUGUCAGUGUUAGGGCUUUGACAGCUACCCAAGCACAAGCAGGGUUUAGAGGGACUCACAACCAGGGGGGAUAACUCACAUCCUCACUUCUCUGACAAGCAUGUUGCAGACAUGGAUGGGAAGUGGCUUCAGUGUCUGAGCGAAGUCAACUUAGAUGAUGCCAAGAUAAAACAACAAAAUGUCGAUCAUCUGGCAUGUUUCUGUUGAAAUUGGGUACUCAAGUUCAGGUCAGGUUUUGAGACACAGUCCUUGAGGCCACAUCUACCUUCCGGGUCACAAUGAGUGCAGUGAGUUCCAACAUUCAUGUUACCCUACGGUUGCUUUGUUGAACAUGCCUUAGGUCAUCUUCACCUAAGAGAGUUAACUGACUAUGAAAGUCCGGUUUCCACCCUUGCCGAACUCGGCUGGAAUUCCUGGGCUCGAUCGUGGCGCCACCAGUGGCUAUUAUGAGUUAUGUCCUUUCCAAGCCUCUCCU
This is a messenger RNA of Haliotis rufescens (red abalone), 3977 nucleotides long. RefSeq lists its product as uncharacterized. Bases 266 to 1546 code for a protein of 426 amino acids. The record is from RefSeq and is a predicted model, not a curated record. The transcript is spliced from 10 exons. Lineage: Eukaryota; Metazoa; Mollusca; Gastropoda; Lepetellida; Haliotidae.